Rubroshorea leprosula is the source of this 1688-nucleotide messenger RNA. The record is from the annotation of a GenBank genome assembly. NCBI's taxonomy places the organism in Eukaryota, Viridiplantae, Streptophyta, Magnoliopsida, Malvales, Dipterocarpaceae.
AACAAGAACUCAAAAACCGUCCAUUUCCGCUCUACUUUUGCUGCAUUUUCUUUGUUUUGGUCAUCUAUGGCAAAACUUAUGGAAGAUCAGAGGCAACUCUUCCGUUCCCGGCUUCCUUGGCUAUCGGCCACUAUGACUCCCCUUCUGGCAACCGAACCCGACCAAGCCCCUGCUCAGCCAGCGACCAACAUUUCUGUUCAGCGGCCACCAUCUCGGCCACUGUGGAUAGCCACGUUACGGCCAUCUCUUUUUCAGGUUCAAGAAACAUCACCAAGAACAGAAACUCAGGCAACUGCACCCUCACGGGCAGCUGGUGAAACAAGGGCUACUUCCCAACCAGCAUCACCAUCUGAACCAACAACUCAAACCAGGGAUGUUCUGAUGCCUCCAUCACCGUCUAGAGGAGCCACUGAAUCUAGUGUCGCUCAUGAUUCCGUGAUGACUGAGGCAGUUUCUAAACCCCCCUCUUCGCCAAAGCAAUUGCCAACAACAAAAGAAGAGAGUCUCCAGCCCCCACCAUCUGCGUCACUAGAGGAACAAACAGCAGCAGCACCACAGCAACCAUCAGAGGAAACCCCAACUGAAACAGCCAUUCAACAGCCACCUGCAAUUACAGCACAGCCUCCCCAAAUAUCUGCUUCUCUAGAAGCACCACAGCAACCGUCAGUAGAGGCUCAACCAAAAUCAGAAAGCACAUCUCAGGAGGAAACCCCAACUGAAACAGCCAUUCAACAGCCACCAGCAAUUACAGCACAGCCUCCCCAAGCAUCAACCCAGGUGACAGAAACUGCAUCAAAUCUCACAGAGGCUACAGAGACGCAUGCUGGAUCAUCUGAGUCGAACAAAAGGGAAGACGGGAUGAAGGUUGAAGAGCAAACCCAAGAGAGAGAGCCAGUCCGCCCUUCAUUAGAAGCGGAAGAAACGCAGGAGAAAACACAAGAAGAUGACACAAAAAAACCAUGGACAACUGCAAUCACUGAUGAGAAGGAAAUUGAUACAGAUCGAAAGGAGGGGCACAAACUAGACAAUUCUCAUCAAAAGCAUGUUCCUGUUGAAGGGGAACGAGUUUCCCUUCAACAAGGAAUCAUUGAAGAUUUUUCCAAGUUAGUUCAAAAGCUAACCGCAGGGCAUGCAAAGCUGCCUAUGGGCGAAAAACCAGGCAGGCUCCUAACCCUCACUGGAGAAAACAAAGGAGCACUUAUGUGUCUGGGAAUAGAAUCAGGGAAAAGGAAGGAAUCGGUGCAGAGUCACGGCGGUUACAAUGCAAACCCAGAUGACAGUCCUGAAGCAACUACAGAUGGAGAAAUAAGCUACUCGGGAGAACAGACUGAUGAUUCAAUGACCGAAGAAGAUUCAGCAUCAAAUACAUAUGUCAACAGUAACACACAGAGCAUCGGUAAUUCAAUCGUGCUCGACUGUUCUGUAACCGACAGAAAUCCGGGAGUGCAUUUGACAUUUUGUCUGAAUUUGUCAGAAGAUUCAGAACAAACCGUGCCAAGUACCAAGUCAGAACUCUUUGAGACAAAGAAGGAUGAGUUUAACAUUACCCCUGCUGAGUAGGAACAAGAGCAAGAAGACGAUGCCUCAGGGGACUUUUCCUGGAACAAGUGACUUGGAGCCGGAUAACCCUGAGAAGCCUCGUCGUCAUGGAUGUCAGUGUCACUGCGAAAUAAUUGCAUUCUAGUGUG